UUAAGUGUGGAUCUCUCAGCUGCCGAGGCGGGUGAUGAUGAUGGCGGAGCUGGUUCAGGGACAGGCCUCGGUGGCUCAGCCCGGAACGAAAGAUGACUUCGCAGACACGAUACGCCGGGUGCGACAGAUGGCAGCCAAGAUGGGAGGAGACCAGAUGCCCAACAUGAACAAUUCCUCUCCGGUCCUAGAUCCCUCCCUCUACGGCUUUGGAGGCCAAAAACGCUCACUAGACAAUGGAGUAGGCAACCACCUCGGAGCAAUGGUACAUCAAAGGGCUUUUACGACAGAAGACUACAAAGUGCCUGAUAAGAUGGUGGGCUUCAUCAUUGGAAAAGGAGGAGAGCAGAUCUCCAGAAUUCAACUUGAAUCGGGCUGUAAGAUCCAAAUUGCUUCAGACAGUGGAGGCAUGUUGGAUAGACCCUGUACGCUGACUGGCAGCCCAGAGAACAUCGAGCAGGCCAAGAGGCUGUUGAGUGAGAUAGUGGAGCAGUGUCGGUACGGUCCGGGCUUCCACAGUGAUAUGGACGGCAACAGUUCCAUCCAGCAGAUCCUUAUCCCUGCUAACAAAGUUGGCCUGGUCAUUGGCAAAGGAGGAGAAACCAUCAAACAGCUGCAGGAGAGAACAGGAGUGCAGAUGAUAAUGAUUCAGGAUGACCCCAUGCCCACUGGAGCAGACAAGCCUCUGAGAAUCACUGGGGAUCCACACAAAGUGCAGCAAGCCCGUGAACUUGUCGUGAAGCUCAUCCGGGACAAGGACCAGAGUGACUUCAGGGCUGGCAGAGCAGACUUUGGAUCCAAAAUUGGUGGAAGCAGUCUGGAUGUGGUUGUGCCCAGAUUUGCUGUCGGCAUCAUCAUCGGCAGGAACGGAGAAAUGAUCAAGAAGAUUCAGAACGAUGCUGGUGUCAGGAUCCAGUUCAAACAAGAUGAUGGAGUCAGUCCUGACCGUGUUGCUCAGGUGAUGGGCCAGCCUGAACACUGCCACUAUGCGAUCCACCUCAUCAAUGAACUGGUUCAAACAGCUCAGGAGCGUGAUGGAUUUGGGGGCGUAAUGGGACGUCGAGGGCGAGGAGACAGUAACAUAGGAGGCCCUAGUGGACUGCAGGAGGUGACAUAUGCAGUACCCGCUGACAAGUGCGGCCUAGUGAUUGGCAAAGGUGGAGAAACCAUCAAGAACAUCAAAGAGCAGUCUCGUGCCCAUGUGGAGCUGCAGAGAAACCCGCCACCCAACACCGACCCCAACGUGCGCAUCUUCUCCAUCCGAGGCACCCCUCAGCAGCUGGAGAAAGCCCGCCAGCUGAUCGAUGAGAGAAUUGGGGGCCCGGGAAUGGGAAGCAACAGCAACUUCGGGAUGAAUCCCUAUAACCAAGGAGCAGCCACUCCUCCUCAACAUGGUCCUCAGACGUUCAUGACUGGAGGAUGGGGCACAACCUUUCAAAUAUGGCAGCCUCAAGGCCAACAGGACCACAGUCACAAUGGAUCCCAGACGAGCCAGAUGGACUGGGAGCAGUAUUAUAAAAAGCUAGGUCAGCAAAACCAAGCCCAGAGCACUGCUCCUGACUACAACAAAGGCUGGGGCCAGACAGCUGCUCCCGGGUCCCAGCAGACCUCUAAUCCUGACUACAACGCCUGGUUUGACUUCUACAGACAGCCGAUGGCUUACUUCAACCAGGGUGCACAGCAGACACAAGCUUCAGGCCUUCAGGAUCAUUAGAGAUGACGCCACAGGUUAGAGACUUGAAUCACUGAGAGGAUGAAAAAACCCUUUUUUAACAAGAGGGGGGGUUCAAGAUUUGCAACGCCUUGAAGACUUAUUUUCUUAGUGAGAAACACUAGCUGUAGAAUGACUUAUAUGAUAAAGUAAUAUUUCUAAAAUCAGGAACAUUUAUUUGUUACUAAAUGCUAAUGUACACUGUUAUUUUGAAUAGACGGUAUCUGGGAUCCCUUUUUGGACUUGAGCGAGCUGUUUUCUUUUUGUUUUUCUAUAUUUUUCCUGUCUUUGACUCAGAUUGUAUCGCCAAAAUGAACCCAAGAGUUGUAACAUUUCAAAAGGCAAUAUGGUCUAUUUUCUUUUUUUUCUUCUUUUCCUUGCUAUUCUUUUUUUUUUCUUCCUAGUUCUGUUGAAAUGAAACCAUGAUUGUGUGCUUAGCAGUCUUGAAUAAGCGUUUUGUCCCGUGUCAUAAGAUGUUUAAAGAGUGUGUUCUUUUUUCCUUACACGAUUCAGUGAAAUAAAACUGUGAUGUUUUGUUACAGGAAAUGUUAUUUUUGUUACAAGGUUUAAAAAGAGGAUUAAUGUCAGCCAGUGGCAAUAGUUCUAACUUAAUUCCUGUUGUGCAUUGUAUGCUGUUUUUCAUUGUCAUUUUAUUGUAUUCUGGUUUAAAAAGAAAAAAAAGGUGCAAUAUCUUAUUUCACUUUUGAAACAAAGAUGGGUUCUCUAAUAUUUUGACAAGACUUUUAACUUUGUAGUUUUAAGAUGUUUUUUUGUUUUUUUUUCAAAUGGAAAUGUCAUGGAUAAUUUAUUACAUUGAUCUGAUGAGAUUUAGGGGGAUGUUGCAAAUAGCUUUUUUGCCUUUGCCUUGUAAAACUAUGUAUAUAUGCGCAUAUUUGACUGUUAAUUUAAAAUAUAUGUUUCAUAUAUAUAUACUUAUAUAAAAAGAUAUUUUUUUCCUGUGAUCAGUGUUGCAGGAAAAUUGUCCCUCCUUUUUCUGUUCUGUUUUCAUACUGAAAAUGUUUAAAAAAAAAGACAAAAAUGUGAAUGUGUAAUUUGAAAUUUGAUGUUGCAUCUUGUUAUGAAGACAAAUAAGACGUGGUAGAUUUUUGUGUAUGUUGUGUAACUGAACUAUUCAAGACUGCUAAGCUACCGUACUUCUACCUGUGUGAUGAUUAAUUAAUGUAGUAUUUUUAUGUUUUAAGUAUUAUAAUCAGAAAGAAAAAAAAAACCUCUUAUUUGGUACCUCCCAGUUCACUAACACCCUGCUGUGUCCUCGCUGUGGACUCAGCGGGGCGUUGGACUCAGUCCAAUGCUAAUAAUUUUUUUAAUUAAUUUUUUUAUUUGUUUGUGUGAUCUAAUAUAAAUGAUUAUAAAUGAUGCAUUGUUAUGGAAAAAAUGAUUCUGGUAUUAACGUAAUUUCUUCAUGAAAAGGGAUAUAAUUUCAAAAUGUCUAAUAAUUAUGGUGUUUUUUUUGUUUUUUUUUUCCUUUAUAUGUACAGUUAACCAUGUAUUAAAAACAUCCAGACUACCUUUAUUGUGGACUGUUAAGCUGAUUUUUCUGUUUGAAUACGCUAAACAUUUGAAUCUGUCUUCUGUUGUAUUCCGAUGCGAAGUGUUGAAUAUUCUUAAUUUCACGUUGGACGCUUUUGUGAAAGCACUACUCUGUGUUUGUGUAUAUACAGUAUAUACAAAUGAUAACGUAAAAGAUUCAUACAUAGACUAACUGUGUUUUCAUGUUUUAUAAACAGGAAAUUAUAUAUUUUCUAUAGUCUUUACUGCCAGUUCUCAUAUUCAAAUAAAUUUUCCGCAAGCAGC
Solea senegalensis (Senegalese sole) is the source of this 3523-nucleotide messenger RNA. It is a transcript of the gene fubp3, whose product is annotated as far upstream element (FUSE) binding protein 3. The coding region runs from base 35 to 1711 and encodes 558 amino acids. Gene Ontology annotation, cellular component: cytoplasm; nucleus. The transcript has 19 exons. Gene Ontology annotation, biological process: regulation of gene expression. The record is from RefSeq and is a predicted model, not a curated record. Lineage: Eukaryota; Metazoa; Chordata; Actinopteri; Pleuronectiformes; Soleidae. Gene Ontology annotation, molecular function: mRNA binding.